AUGAAUCAAUUAGAAAUAAAUCUAGCUUUAUGGGCAAUAUGUUCCAUAUUACUCUUCGAGAUUUUAAUUAUCAUUUGUCUGUGUCGAUGUUGUUUUAAUCGUAUUCGACCGAGGAAAUUCUAUGUCAAACGGGAAGAAUGUGAAUACUUACACGAUGUUCAAACUGGUAUUCAAUCAAAAUUUCAAUCAACUAUUCUUCGUCCGCCACAUGCUGAUGAAUUGGCACUUGUUGGCACUAUACGUGGAAGUAAACCAGCGAUUACUUACAACGAUGGCUUUCAGAAUCCAGCGUUUUCUCCUGAUGACGAACAAGAACGUAUUCGACGAGCACAAUCACAAAAUUGGAUUGAACUUCAAUCAAAUAUAAUCAGAACUGCUCAACUACCACCAGCUGACUACGAAAUUCGUACUCGUCCAAUCGCCGAUGAUAUGCGUUAUGCACACGCUCGUCCGCCAGCUAUCCUUGACUUUCACUCCUUGCAAGAGGACUUUUCCGAUGAAAAGAGUGAUUUUGAAAACUUUCGCUUUCAACCACUUCGUCGUCCUACACUUAUUCUUCCUCCGACACCGAGAGUCGAUACAUCUACUGAAUGUCAUGGUAUACAAUACUCUAAUACAGUACCAAAAUCAAUCCUUAAGACACCAACAAAUCCUUCACCUUCACGUAGUCGAACAUCUUCAAAAUAUGAAGAUUCUCCCUAUGUCUCUGCUGGAACAAAUACCGAUCGCUCGACAAAUAUGAUCGAGAGACGAUUUCCAUCUCAAUCUAAUCUCUCUCCUGCCCUUCCAUCACCACCAGCAUAUCGAAUGAGAUUUGCCAGCGUCAGUGAAUUGAACGACGUUGAAUGGGAAGUUCCACGAGAGUUUCAUACUACUAUUCGUGAUCGUCCGAAAAGUCCAACUGAUCACAUCGAUUCGAGAUCACGGAUUUCGUGGCAACGUGAAACAAACUCAUCACAGCCGUAUUCUCUAUUACGAAAUGACCCAACACAGCAACAAGCAUUUGAAUACUAA
Molecule: messenger RNA, 1014 nt
Organism: Adineta ricciae
Lineage: Eukaryota; Metazoa; Rotifera; Eurotatoria; Adinetida; Adinetidae
Source: the annotation of a GenBank genome assembly